UUUUCUUGUUUUAGCUCCAAUGAAACACUUUGAGCUAGCCUUUAAGAUGUUUGACCUCAACGGUGAUGGAGAAGUUGAGUUUGAUGAAUUUGAAACGGUUCAGUCAGUUCUCCUCAGCUCCACAGCAAUGGGAGUAAGACACAGGGACCAUGUCAUCAAUGGUAAUGUUGCUUCGUCUGUGGGUGGAGCAUUAGCAGUCCAUUUCUUUGGUAAGAAACUCGACCAGAAACUGACGAUAGAAAAGUUUCAGGAAUUCCAUACUCUUCUCAACACUGAGAUACUCCUGAUGGAAUAUCUACGUUAUUCACGAGAAUUAGGACUAGCCAAACUAAUGAACUCUGUUGUGGCUUGUUCUGCAAAAGCAGUCAAAGAUAAACUAGGGAUUGAAGCUUGA
Amphimedon queenslandica is the source of this 394-nucleotide messenger RNA. RefSeq names its product calcium uptake protein 1 homolog, mitochondrial-like. Gene Ontology annotation, cellular component: uniplex complex. NCBI's taxonomy places the organism in Eukaryota, Metazoa, Porifera, Demospongiae, Haplosclerida, Niphatidae. The transcript has 4 exons. The record is from RefSeq and is a predicted model, not a curated record. Gene Ontology annotation, molecular function: calcium ion binding. The coding region runs from base 20 to 394 and encodes 124 amino acids. Gene Ontology annotation, biological process: mitochondrial calcium ion homeostasis; calcium import into the mitochondrion.